Gallus gallus (chicken) is the source of this 10466-nucleotide messenger RNA. RefSeq lists its product as uncharacterized. The transcript has 3 exons. Lineage: Eukaryota; Metazoa; Chordata; Aves; Galliformes; Phasianidae. The coding region runs from base 1624 to 2529 and encodes 301 amino acids. The record is from RefSeq and is a predicted model, not a curated record.
AAAACGCAAAGAUGAUUUUAGGAUUUGCAAAAUAAAAUCAAGUCCCUUAGGGAAUUAAAAGGAAAUUUGUGACAGAACUUGAAGAUGAAAAACGGCUCACAGAUCUAGCAUUUUUGGUGGAUUUGAAUGUUCAUUUAAACCAUUUAAAGUUGCAUCUCUGCAAGACGAAAAAUCAACUUAUCUGUGCUAGGUUUCAAACAAUUACAGAAUUAAAAAUCCCAUUUAAAUUAUGGCAAUCUUUAGUUACGGCAAAUUAUUUUAUGCACAUCAAUAGACUGGAUAAACAUGGUCUCACAAGAACAAUGUCAAAUAUCCCAUUAUUUUUAUGGGAUAAUUGCUUUUUCUUUUUUUUUCUUUUUUUUUAGUGUUUUAGUAAAAAAUAUUUAAAAAUAAAAUAAGUUUUGUUAUUUAUAUUCAGUAACUAUAUAAUAUAUGAAGACUGCUCUGAAAGUAACGCCUCCUAUUUUAUUAUGUUGACUUGUGAUGUCAGAGGCAGAUGUUGGUGGCAUGGCAGUAGAGGUUGCAUCUUCCCCCAGUAUUCCAUUACUCAUGUGACUGAUGGUAGCAGAGGGGAAGUUUGACAGAAUGGCUUCUGACAUGGAAAUGAGUAUGAAGCAAAACUGCAUAACUGAAUUUCUCCACAUGGAAAAAAUGGCACUCAUUGACAUUUACCAAUGCUUGCUGAGCAUUUAUGGAGACCAGGCAGUCUCCAUAAACAGGAAGUUAGCACACUGAGGUGGUGGGUGGUAUGUUUCAGCAGUGAUGACAGCAACAUGAAAGACAAGCCAUGUUCCAGUAGCCACGCACUGCUGUCACCCCACAAAAUGAAGGUCAGUUCAUCCACAUGCACCAGUGGAUUAUGACUAAGGAACUGUGUUUGUACCUGAAUAUCAGCUUCAAUGUAUUAGAAAUUAUGUGGUAAUGUUGGAACACUGCAAGUUUAUAGGAGGCGAGUCCCACAGAUUUUCACACAAGAACAAAAAGAAGAGUCUGCAAGUUUGUCAGGAACUACUAUAUCAGUAUGGCCACUAAGGUGAAGGACAACAAUAAAUACUUCUAUAAACACAUUAACAAUAAGAAGAGGGCUAGGGAGGAUCUCCAUCCCUUGUUGGACGCAGAGGAGAACACGGUGACCAAGGACCAGGGUAAGGCUGAGGUACUUAAUGCCUUCUUUGCCUCAGUCUUCAAUACUAAGACUAGCUGUUCCCUGGGUACAUAGCCCCUUGUGCUGGACGAGAGCAAUGGGGAACAGAAUAGGCCCUGCAUAAUCCAUGAGGAAAUGGUUUUGGACCUGCUCUGAAAGCUGAACACUCACGAGUCCAUGGGGCCAGACGGAUUGCACCCUAGAGUCUGAGGGAGUUGGCGGAUGUUGUUGCCAAGCCACUCUCCAUCAUCCUUCAAUAAUCCUGGCUAACUGGGGAUGUCCUGGGGACUGGAGACUGGCAGAUGUGACACCCAUCUUCAAAAAGCUCUGGAAAGAUGAUCCUGGUAGCUACAGACAGGAGCCAUCACAAUUAAAGGUCAGUCAGGGGAUCCAUCCCAGUCAGCACAGGUUCACAAAUCAUGGGUUCAUGAUCCUGCUCAACAAACCUGAUUUCAUUCUAUGACAAGGUGACCUGCUUAAUGGAUGAAGGUAAGGCUGCCAGUGUAGUCUACCUGGACUUCAGUAAAGCCUUUGACACUAUCCCCCACAACAUCCUCGUGGAGAAGCUGGCUGCCCAUGGUUUGGAUGGGCAUACACUCCAAUGGGUGAAACGCUGGCUGGACAGCCGGGCCCAAAGAACUGUGGUCAACAGAGUUCAAUCCAGUUGGCAGCCAAUCACAUGUGGUGACCCCCAGGGCUCAGUACUGGAGCCACUCCAAUUGAACAUCUUUAUUAUUGAUUUUGAUGAGGGGAUUGAGUGCACCCUCAGUAAGUUUGCAGACAACACCAAGUUGGGAGGGAGUGUUGGUCUGCCAGAGGGGAGAAAGGCACUACAGAGGGACCUGAAUAGACUGGAUCAAUGGGCCAAGGUUAACUGCAUGAGCUUCAAUAGGACCAAGUGUCAGGUACUGCAUUUUGGUCACAGCAAGCCCAGGCUUGGGAAGGACUGGUUGGAAAGCUGCUUGAUGGAAAAGGACCUUGGUAUACUGAUGGACAGUCGGCUGAAUAUGAGCCAGCAGUGUGCCCAAGUGGCCAAGAAGGCCAAUGGCAUCCUGGCUUGUAUCAGAAAUGGUGUGGUGAGCAGGACUAGGGAAGUAAUCCUGCCCCUGUACUCAGCACUGGUGAGGCCUCACCUCGAGUACUGUGUUCAGUUUUGGGUUCCUCAGUACAGAAAGGACAUGGAGGUGCUGGAACAGGUCCAAAGAAGGGCAAGAAGGCUUGUGAAGGGCUUGGAGAAUAUGCCCUGUGAGGAGCAACUGAAGGAACUGGGGCUGUUUAGUCUAGGGAAAGAGGAGGCUGAGGGGAGACCUUAUUGCUCGCUUUCAAUAUCUGAAAGGUGCUUACAGGGAGAGUGGGGUUGGUCUCUUCUCACUGGUGACAGGUGACAGGACGAGGGGAAAUGGCCUCAAGUUGCACCAGGGUAAGUUCAGGUUGGAUAUUAGGAAAUACUUCUUUACUUAACACUCUUUGUUAGCACUGGAAUUGGCUCCGCAGGGAGGUGUCUGAAUCACCAUCCCUGGAUGUGUUUAAAAACCGUCUGGAUGUGGUGCUCAGGGACAUAAUCUAGCAGAGGGUUGUUAGACUUAGGGUAGUAUGGUUAGGUUGUGGUUGGACUUGAUGACCUUUAAGGUCUUUUCCAACCUGAGUGAUUCUAUGAUUCUAUGAAUGACAUCCAGUCCUUAUGCAUAUCAAAUCACCUGAAAGGUGAUUACAGAGAGAGUGGGAUUGGUCUCUUCUCACUGGUGACAGGACAAGGCAAAAUGACCUCAAGUUGCACGAGGUGAGGUUUAGGUUGGAUAUCAGGAAAAUCUUUACAGAAGGGGUUGUUAGGCACUGGAAUAGGCUCCCCAGGCAGGUAGUUGAGUCACCAUCCCUGGAUGUGUAAAAACUGCUUGAAUGUGGCACACAGAGACAUGAUUUAGCUGUGGGUUGUUAGAGUUAGGGUAGUACAGUUACGUUGAGUUUGGACUUCAUGACCUUUAAGGUCUUUUCCAACCUGAGCAAUUCUAUGUUUCUAUUCCAUGAAUAUGAGGCUGAAAGUGACAGUUUCCUUAUCACACCAUUACCAGUGAAGAGACGUGGUGUCACCACUACAAGCUGGAAUCAAAAGCCCAAGAUGUAACCCUCAGUGAUGUUUGCUGUCUUUUGGGAUAGGAAAGGAUGAUCCUUCUGAACCUCCUGGAACCCAGACAAAUCAUCAACUGACUACUCUACAUUGCAACACAGACUAAGUUGAAGGCUUGAACCUCCAGAGACAAACUAGCAAAAAAGAGAAUCUUCCUCUUGCAACACAAUAAUGUCAGGUUCCAUAUCAGUUUGAAGACGAAGGAGCACAUUACUAAUCUUGGCUGCACUGCCCUACCACACCCACCAAAUAGUCCUCAUUUGGUGCUUUUUGACUUCUAUCUGUUUGGGAUGAUGAAAGACUGAUGUGGGCAACAUUUUUCUAGCAACAACACUAUCAUAGCAGCUAUGAAACAGUGGGUCACUUCUGCUGGUACAGAUUUUUACAAGUGCAGCAUGCAAGCUGUUGUUCACCACUGGCCAAAGUGCACAGCUAAAGACGCUGACUAUGUCGAAAAACAAUGUUUCACAGCUGGGAAUGUGCUAUAUCAAGUAAUACUAUAGGGCUUCUUGUAUCAGUUGUAGUUUCCAUGGAAACAAAUAGGAGGCAUUACUUUCAGAGUGACCUACACAUUUUACAUGUGGCCCAAGACAAUUCCUCUUCACUCAGUACAGCCCAGGCAAGCUAGAAGGAUUUCCUGACAAAUUCAUCCACAAAGACAUAACUGAAUAUAGUGGAAGAACUGGUGUCUGAUCUCUUCUCAAUACAAAUCACUUCUUCUUUGAAUGGUAGCACUCCAUUAUGAGUUACAAGCACCAUCUUCCCAGCAAAUGUGGCUACAUUCUAUCAACUUAGUAUUUACCAUUCACUCAGGAUUCACUGUGGAUUUGUCCUACCAAACAAGCAUUCUUGAAUCUGUCUUCUGUCUGAAAUUCUUCUGAAAAAUGCAUGCCAUAUCCUCCAGCAUUCACUAAACACUCUGUGUCCCUUUGAAACUUGGCUCUAACUGCAAUAUGUCACUACCAGUGCUGAAAUGUUCAUUUACCAAUCACUCAUCUAGGGAACUGCAAGUUUCUAUGACAAAAGUCUCAGCUGAUCCAACUUCAUUUUAUUCAGGAGACCAAGGGACAUAAAAUCACCACUUCUCUUUUGCAAUAUUAAUUUUUAAUUCCUCGUUAAGCAAGUUAUUCUGUCAUUCACUUGAUUUUCUCCUUUUUUUUUUUUUUCUUUCUUUUUUUUUUUUAACAGAAGAUUUAGACUGAAAGACUGAAGUUAGAGCACAGGAGUUUAUAUAUACAAGAAAACGUAGGACAAGGAUUCAAGAAAACUCUAGCCUAUGGUAGUAAGCAUUAAAACAACAUGUGCAGAUACACAGUGGAUGCUCCAUGGUUUGAAGUACAUUUUGUCUUAUUUAUACACCAGAUGAAGAUCUGAAAGUAUGUUUUACCUGAAGAAAUCUCUCUCAUACAUCUACAGCAGAAAGAGUUGAAAAAGCUUCAUCAAGGAAAAUAAAUUUUAAAAAAGGAUGAAAUGAAAGAAAAUUCUUAUGUAUCAAAGAGAAGAAAUACAAUUUACUUUCUUGAUCUGCAGGAAGUUCUCUUAAAAAUAAAAGGCACAAAGUCAUAUGGAAGGACAUAUAGAAAAGAAACAGUGAGUGAAAGAAAAGUACACCAGUAAGCAAAGUACAGAGUUAAUCACCCUGAGUAGAUAUUUUGCUUAUAUUUCAGCAAGGAAAAUGCUGAGGAAAGUAUUACUAGCAAAACAAAUAAAUAAAUAAAAGAUCACAGUUUCACGGAAAAAAAAAAAAAAAAAAAAAGAGUGAAAGAAAGUUUUAGCAGAAGUAGAUACUGAUGUGCUAAAUCCAGUGUCAGCUAGUUGAACUGGACAAAGCAAAAACAACAACUCUCAUCAUACAGUCUAGGGUAGCAAAGGCCUAAGAUACUAUGUAAAGACUGAAAUCCUGGAAAUAGCAAUUAUAUGAUGAAAGGAUUUGGCUUCCUGAAAAAGAGUUCCUUCAGCAGCUGACAGAGAUACAAAAACUGGCAGGAUUUCCUUUUUGUGAAGAUUCUUAACAAUCUCUACCAAACUCACUGAGAAAGUCUAUGUAAAACAAUGGAGGCCUAUAAGGGCAGCAUGGCUAGAUCCCACACUUCAGCAAAUAAUGAUUCACUCGUACACAACAGCAUAGGGCACAGAAAUAAAGAAAAGAAGCUGUGGAUGUCCCCUCCCUGGACACAGGCUGGAUGCAACUUUGAGCAACAUGGUCUAAUGGGAGGUGUCCCUGCCUAUAGCCGGAGGUCAGAACUAGAUGAUCUUAAUGAUCUGUUCCAAUUCAAACCAUUCUAUGAUUCUACACAUAUACUACUAAAGUCCUCAUAUUUCUUCCUAUCCCCUGAUAAUUAUCUUGCAUAUCCCUUGGGGUGAAUACACCUGUAGGGGAACUGUUAGGUCAUGGCUUGAACUGGUGAUCAAGCACCUGGUGAAGGGGUGUGUCUGACCUAGGGAUCACAGGCAAACUGUUUGCACCUGUGCACCCCCCAGGUGACCAGAAGGGAUGAUCCUAGGGUGGAGCCACCCUGUACUCAUGUAAGGGCCAGCCACUGAAAAGAAAGAAUUUUUUGUACCUAAGCUAUUUCCUGAGAAGGUGUGUUGUAGAGCCACAGAUCUCCUUCACCAGUUGGUUUAUAUGGUUGGAACAGUGGCUGUGUAGUGAAAAUGUUAAGCCAUGACUUGAACCAGUGAUUGAGCACCUGGUAGGAAGGCAGAGCCAACCCAGGAGAGCUCAGGUACGUGAGUAUCUGAGUAACCAGAAGAGGUGGAGCCAGGAUCUACCCCUUUCUAGACCUCAUUUAAGGAUUGACAGCAGAGGCAAGGGUAUCUCAUCUGGAGAUCUUUUUCUACCUGAGGACCUUAUAGGCCUUCUAAAGUUUGUUACCAACAUAAAAGUAUACAACAUGGAAGUACUUCCUUGUCCUGCAAUUACACAAGUGAGCUCAGGAAGCUCAUGAAGCAUACUGCACUGCAGAUAGACCUCUCUGACUGAACUGCCAAAGCGGUUUGUUUUUGUUUUCUUUUUUUUUUAAACCCCUGCCUUCCCCCCACUUUACAUACACAGAGCAGGCUGCAUUUCACUCUGUUCUGCACAGUGAUGAGAACUUGGCCAGGAAAACACAGAAGCCCUGGAAAGUGAGUUUUCUAAUUGAGGAAAGCAAAAAAGAAAGUAGGAGAGCAGGAAACCAAGAACAUACCUAUGGAGGCCAUCAUGAUAGAAAUUCUCUCGUGAAGCACGGGCUGUGCAAAAACUUUAUUCAGAAUGGAGGAAAAAAAAAGAGCUUCCUCUUGUUGAGCUGAUUGCACUGCAUUCUUUCUGCAGCUCAGAAGAGCACAGCAGCCAGGCGCGCUACUCCACCACAGGGAGGCUUGUGAAAAGCCAUUCUUCACAUUGAAAUACCAAUCGCUCUACCCAGUGUGUUAAAACUUCAUGACAAAGAGGAUUCCAGUGUCUGCACUGAAAGAAAGCCAGACUGUCUCUGAACGAAGUCAGUCAUUUGAAGACAGACAGAGUUCGCUCCAUCCAGACAGAAAAUAAUAUACCGACAGUUUGGGCUAGCGCUGCUGCUCACUGUUCCAGCCGGACUGCCCACUCGGUCUAUUUGUGUUCUGGUAACUCCACCUCAUUUGAAUUAGACUUUUUUUUUUUUUUUAAAUCUCUCUUUCCCCUCCCCCAGGCUCCUGCUCACAGUUUUCUUUAGCACACAGUACUGCUCCUGAAACACUUCCCAAUUCAUUUGUCAGUCAGCAUACAAUGCUCACAGCUCUUUUCUUCACUGACUCUCAGCACACAAAGCAUACGGGGUUUGUUUGUUCAUUUAUUAUUAAGCAGAAACCCAAUUCUCUGUACCACUUGAUUUGACCUCUCAGAUUUAUUUCUUUCAGAGAGAUACACAACUUGAAACUGUGAAUCUAAAUGAUUUUUAAUGUGGACUACGUUUCAGCUGCUGUAUAACGCCAAAUUAGCUCAAUGCUGAUAAAUUUAGUAUCCAAGUUCUGAAUAAAGUCUGACUCACUUCCCAAUCCUUCUUUGACAAAAUACCACAUGUAACCCUACGGUAUUGUAUUCAACAUUACCCCCAACAUUGUUCAGAGUAGGUUUUAUUUGCAGGUGAGGAAAAUGAGGGGAAACACUGCAGUGCCAUGAUGGGCAGCACACUUCCUGUUCAGAUUGUCUCAGGGCACCAGAUUUUCUGAAAGGAUGAGUACAGGAAAUGACUUGAUAUGAACAAAAAACAGGACAAUUUAAAGCUUUCCUGUAACUAAUUACUCAAUUGCUUUCAAAUUUUCAAAAGCGAAGUACUUGCAACAUGCACGCUACGCCAUUUUGAUAACUUUGAAAUAUACACGUUGGCUUGAUUACAGGGGCAAAUACUAGCAAAUUAGAUAUAAUUUUGCUUCCUGUCACUGACCAAAAGGUACACUUAAACUAUUUGUCCUAAGAAUAUUUACUCCUACCAGCUAUUUCUAUUAAACAAUUUCAUAACGGUAACACCCAGGACACACAAAUAGGGAGGGCAGAUUGUGACAGACACCAGACUAAUCAGGGAAAAAAUGAGGGACAAUCUCUGUCACAGAGGCAGAACAGAGUAUUAAUGUAGCAACCCGCAAGUGCUAAUAAUUACUUUGAGUAAUUUAUUACACAAUUACACUUUGUUUUUCAUGGUUCCCGGAAGAGACAAAUGUGGAUGAAUGCACUCUUCAAACUCCUGUAAACAAUGACUAUUAGCAAAAAUUGCUUUCAGUAGAAAGCACUCAAGGAUGCAUAAAGAAUAUUAUAUUCACAAGCAACAUUUGAAUGUCCAAUUUCCCUUCUGAUUUGCAAGUCUUAGAUGCUUAUUAUUGUUUGGCUAUUUAACAUUUGCUGAAAUAGAACAGAACACUAACAGGAAGAUAAGAAUUGUCAGAGACAACAUGUUGGUGAAAAAACAUUCAUUUCCAAAGCUGUGUACAAUUGUAAUAUAUAUAUAUAUAUAUAUAGAAAAAAAAAAAGAAUUGCAAUAUAUAUACAUAUAUAUGUAUAUAUGCAAUAUAGACGCAAUAUAUGCAAAAAAAAAAUAGACUUGUGAGUACAUUUGGGGCAGUAAGAACUGGGGAACGGCUGAGGGAAGAAAGAAGUAAAGCUUUAAAUAACACAAGUUAUUUUUCUUCUGUGGUCAGAUGAGAUAUUUCAGGAAUAAAUUUUUAAAAGGCAGAAAAAUAUGUUUCUCUCUUUUGAAAAGAUCAUAAAUAAGUGUCACCUUAACUCACAAGCAUUUAAUUACAGACUAGAAUAGAAUGGUUAACUUAGAAAGGAUCAUCAAGUCCAACUUCCUGACCACCACAGGGCUAACCCAAAGUUAAAGCAUACUAUUAAGACCAGAAUCCAAAUACCUCUUCAACGCUGACAGGAGCAUCAACCACCUUGCCUGAAAGCCUGUUCCAGUGUUUGACCACCCUCACAAUAAGUAAGUGCUUUCUAAUAUCUAGUAUGAACCUCUACAGUUUUGUGCCAUUCCACAGGUCCUUGGUUACCAGGCUGAAGAGAUCAUUCCCCCUCCUCAGAGAGGGACAGAGAGCAACAAGGUCGCCUCUCACCCUCCUUUUCUCCGGACAACCCAAGUGUCCUCAGCUUCUUCUUACAGGGCAUGCUUUUCAUCACUGUUACCAGCUUUACUGUCCUCUUCUGGAUGCUUUCAAAGGACUUAACUUAUUUUUUGAAUAUUGUAUACAAAAUUCAAGGUGAGGCAGCACAAAUGCUAAAUACAACAGGAGAAUCAUGUCCUUUGGCUUGCUAUGCUCUGUUUAAUGCACACCAAGAUGCAGUUUAUCCCCUUGGCUUCCAGGGCACACUGCUGGCUCAUGUUGAGCCUGCUGUCACCAGCACCACCAGUCCCUUUCUGUUGAGAUGCUCUCCAAUCACACAUCUCCCGCAUCUGACGUUACCUCAUCCCAGGUGAAGAACUUGUCAUUUUACUUUGAUGAACUUUAUGCCAUUGAUGAUUGCUCAAUGAUCCAAUUUAUCUAGAUCCUCUCUCUGCAAGGCUUCUUGUCUCUCCAGUGAAUUAAAAGUACCUCCCAGUUUAAUGUCACCAGUAGGCUUGCUGAGGAUACAUUCCAAUCCUGUACUCAUAUCAUUGAUAAAAAUGUUGAACGGGGCUGACACUAGAACUGAGCACUGGGGAAAACCUCUAGUGACUGCCUGACAGCAGUGAACAGGGAUAUCUACAGCUAGAUCAGAUUGCUGAGAUCCUGGUACAGCCUGAACUUGAGUAUCAUAGAAUCACAGAAUUAUCAAGAUUGGAAAAGACUUACAAGAUCAUCCAGUUCAACCAUCCACCCAUCACCAAUAGUUCUCACUAGAGCAUGUCCCUCAACACAAUGUCCAAAUGGUCCUUCAACACCUUCAGGGGUGGUGACUCCACUACCUUCCUGGGCAGCCCAUUCCAGUGCCUGACCACUCUUUCAGAAAAGUAGUAUUUCCUAAUGUCCGAAUAGUAUCCUGGAGUAUCUUCAGGAAUGAGGCAUUCACCGCCUCUCUGGGCAAGCUGUUCCAGUGCUUCACUAACUGUACUGUAAGAAUCUAUUUCCUUGUAUACAUACUACAUCUCCUGCUUUUAGUUCAGUUCUCUACUUUCACCCCAGCACUACAGUCACAGGACUCAUUUCACCAAGUCUCACUAACACCAAUGAUAUCCUAACUCUAUGAAAGGACCAAGUCUCCCAGUUCAUCUCAUUUGUUCCUCAUACUGUAUGCACUGGUAGACAAGCAUUUCAGAUGUGCUUCUAAAACUUCAGUGCUCCUUGGAGAGGCAUAGAUGCUCCCAUUAGCCUUGCCAUCCUCUGACGGUUCUGUACCUUCCCUUGGCUUACUCCCAGUGUUCCUAACGGUAUCCCAUUCCUACACUGAUCCUAGUUUAAAGCUCUCUCAAUCUUGCCAGCUAACUAGCCCCCAUUGAGACAGGCGGAUCCUGUCAGUCUCUAGCAGACCUUGUGUCCCAGCAAGAUAUCUUUCUUUGACAGGAAACGCUGGAGGAGGUGGCCCUCUGUCACGUAUUCAGCAAACCCUGGUACUCCCACAACCGAAAGAAAUGCGUGAGCCAAUCCCAAGUCAUACGCAUGUCAGAUUUUGUGAUAAAUAUCUGAAUAUGAAUGGCUUUAUGAAAUAACACACUUAACUGAAGCAGAGAAAAAUACAGAAUAAUUUACUUUUCCCCUUGUAUGAAC